This is a messenger RNA of Neohortaea acidophila, 632 nucleotides long. RefSeq lists its product as uncharacterized. Gene Ontology annotation, cellular component: endoplasmic reticulum membrane. The record is from RefSeq and is a predicted model, not a curated record. The transcript is spliced from 3 exons. Bases 136 to 456 code for a protein of 106 amino acids. Lineage: Eukaryota; Fungi; Ascomycota; Dothideomycetes; Mycosphaerellales; Teratosphaeriaceae. Gene Ontology annotation, biological process: vacuolar proton-transporting V-type ATPase complex assembly.
UUUGAAUCGCUUGCCCGUGUCACAAGUCGAAAGCGUGAAGUGAACCCUCUCAUCGAAACUUUCCGCCACAGCCUGCCCAACCUGAACCCUAACAACACCACACCCAAACCAAACCCCAACCCACCAAUUUCCAACAUGGCAUCAAGGCGCGGAGCACCAGAAGAGAAACCAUUGCUCGCCACCCCGGACGUCCCAGCAGGCCCAUCAGACACGAGUCCUGCGGUGCCUAGCCACAUCAUAACCAAACUCCUCGCCUUCUCCGCCGCGCUCUUCUUCUUGCCAAUUGCCAGCUACUUCCUUACGCGCGACGUCGUGUUCAAAGGCAACGCAGCGUACGCCGGCGGCUUCGCCGCGCUGGUGGCCAAUGUAGUGCUGGUGGGGUAUAUUGUCGUGGCCUUUCUGGACGACAAGAAGGAGCAGGAGGUGUUGGAUGCGGAGACGAAGAAGGAGCGGUAGUUGGGGCGGGCAAGCAGAUUUCUAUCGCGUGUAUGCCACUGCUUUCCUGGCCCGGAUCACGAGAUUAUCAACAUCGACUCGGUCUUUCACAAACGCCUUCUCGCCAGGAGAAGACUGGACUAGGAGAGUGAUCGGCUUCAGAGACAUGGUGAGUUGCCACCGGCAAAACAGAAACC